UUCUCUCUGUGUUCUCUGUGUUCUCUCUGUGUUCUUUGUGUUCUCUGUGGUUCUCUCUGUGGUUCUCUCUGUGGUUCUCUGGCUGAUUUCCGUCUGUACUCGUCUAUUUUUACCCCGUCCUCCUUUCAGCUGUUCCAGCUCCAGUCAGCCGUCGUCCUCUGACCAGCUCAGGAACAUUUCAACCACCUGAGCAGGUUCAGGAACCCAGAGAUCUUCAGAACCAGGAGGAGGAACAUCUGAUGAAGAACCACAGGAGAACCGUUCCAGCCAUCAUCUAGAUUAAAAAAAAUGAAGGAGAAACUUCUUUCCUCUCCUUCCAUGACGACCGGAGAAGAACCGCAGCCAACCGGGGACAUGAAGGUUCCUGGUUCCGUCACCACGCUGAGCACCAUCGCUGUCCAGGCCGGAUGCUCACUGAUUGUCGUCUCCGUCCUCAAGAGUGGGUCUCUGGUCCACCUCCAGCUGGUUCAGGUCCAACCAGGGCUCUGUGAAAUCGGGUUGAACCAAGAGGAGAACCAGACGAUGGUCCAGGAGCUGCAGCAGCUGUUAGACAAACUGAAGAAACAUGAGCUGGAGGUUCUGACUGCAGUGGACCGGCAGCAGAGGAUGGAUGGAAGGACGACGGAGGACAGACAGGAAGUGAUGAACGCCAUGACAGCAUCUCUGAGAGAAGGAUGGUCGCUGCUCAUCAACCUUCUACACAGGAAGCAGGAAGUUCUAAAGACGGCGGCAGAGUUUCACCGCCGAGCGCUGGAGGUAGAGGAUGAUUGAUGAAGGUUCAGGUGGAGGUAUUCAUGAGAUGUUAGAGGUGGAGGUGUGAUGGGAUGUUAGAGGUGGAGGUGUUGAUGAGAUGUUGGAGGUGUUGAUGAGAUGAUAGAGGUGGAGGUGUUGAUGAGAUGCUAGAGAUGGAGGUGUUGAUGAGAUGUUGGAGGUGUUGAUGAGAUGCUAGAGAUGGAGGUGUUGAUGAGAUGUUGGAGGUGUUGAUGAGAUGCGAGAGAUGGAGGUGUUGAUGAGAUGUUGGAGGUAUUGAUGAGAUGUUAGAGGUGGAGGUGUUGAUGAGAUGUUAGAGGUGGAGGUAUUGAUGAGAUGUUAGAGGUGGAGGUAUUGAUGAGAUGUUAGAGGUGGAAGUGUUUAUGAGAUGUUAGAGGUGGAGGUAUUGAUGAGAUGUUAGAGGUGGAGGUAUUGAUGAGAUGUUAGAGGUGGAGGUAUUCAUGAGAUGUUAGAGGUGGAGGUGUUGAUGAGAUGUUAGAGGUGGAGGUAUUGAUGAGAUGUUGGAGGUGGAGGUAUUGAUGAGAUGUUAGAGGUGGAGGUGUUGAUGAGAUGUUGGAGGUGGAAGUGUUUAUGAGAUGUUAGAGGUGGAGGUAUUGAUGAGAUGUUAGAGGUGGAGGUAUUGAUGAGAUGUUAGAGGUGGAGGUAUUCAUGAGAUGUUAGAGGUGGCGGUGUUGAUGAGAUGUUAGAGGUGGAGGUGUUGAUGAGAUGUUAGAGGUGGAGGUGUUGAUGAGAUGUUAGAGUUGGAGGUGUUGAUGAGAUGUUAGAGAUGGAGGUGCUGAUGAGAUGUUAGAGUUGGAGGUAUUCAUCAGAUGUUAGAGGUGGAGUAGUUGAUGAGAUGUUAGAGGUGGAGGUGUUGAUGAGAUGUUAGUUGUGGAGGUGUUGAUGAGAUGUUAGAGGUGGAGGUGCUGAUGAGAUGUUAGAGGUGGAGGUGCUGAUGAGAUGUUAGAGGUGGAGGUGCUGAUGAGAUGUUAGAGGUGGAGGUAUUCAUGAGAUGUUAGAGGUGGAGGUGUUGAUGAGAUGUUAGAGGUGGAGGUGUUGAUGAGAUGUUAGAGGUGGAGGUGUUGAUGAGAUGUUAGAGGUGGAGGUAUUCAUGAGAUGUUAGAGGUGGAGGUGUUGAUGAGAUGUUAGAGGUGGAGGUGCUGAUGAGAUGUUAGAGGGGAAGGUGUUGAUGAGAUGUGGCCUAGAUGGAGUCAGGCUGAUUCCUGGACAGCUUCUAGUUUAGUUUUACACAAGUUAAGCUGCAACAGGAUGAGUCUCAGUCAGCCGUUACCAUUUGUAAACUGUUUUAAACUUUAAAAUUCCUUUCAUUUGACAUCACAGUUAGAGUCGCCCCCUUCAGACAGAAACAGAAACUACACCAAAGCUGCUCAUCUCUCAUGGUUUUCUUUCCUCUGAGCUUUCUUUCUGCAGCUUCAGAGACUCUUCCUCAGGUUUUCCUCCAUUUCCUGCUUCAGCCCUGUGAACUCAUUAUUCUGGCAGAUUUACCUCCAGCUCAUGCUUCCAUUUCUUCUCCAGCUUUUAUUCUGAAGGUCACAAACAGGAUGUUCAUUCAGCUACUGAGAUUAAAUCAGAAUCUGUCUGUCUGUCUGUCUGUCUGUAGUUGUCCUUCAGUAUCAGCAGGUUGGAGAAUCUCCAGUUGAGUCCAGCUGACACGUCAACUGAAGUUCAGCUCAGAUUCGACUCCAUGAGACGAGAGGUUCUGGGGAAAUCUCUGCAGGUUCUGACCAGCAGCAGCGUUCUACAGCAGAACCUGCAGCAGCUGCAGAGGACGGAGGCCCUCCAGAGGACAGGAGAAGUUCUGCAGUACGAGGAGGACGAGGAGAACUCCCAGAGCUCCCAGUACAGUAGCGGGGCGAUGCUGAGGCUGGACCAGCUGGUGGAGACGCUGCAGGACCGGAGGCAGAGAGCAGAACAGGCCGUCCGACUGCAUCUGCAACAAAACCAGAACCCAGCAGAGUCCAGAAGAACCGGUUCUGAACAGCUGAGUACACCUGAGAACCUGGACCAGAACCUCCUGUCUGGAUCCAGAUCAGAAGCAACCACGGACCUGCAGCCAGAGACUGGAUCAGUCCAGAAACCAGGAUCCGGAUCAGAAGAAACCAGAAACUUUAUGGCUGAACCAAGUGCAGACCUGAUACCGAUGUUCAGAUCAGACACUUCAGAUCCAGACCUGCAGCCUGGACCAAGAGUGGAGCUAAAACCUGUAUCUAGACCAGCUGAUCCCCAAAACUUGUGGUCCAGAUUAAGAUUAAACCUGAAAGCAGAAUCCACAUUACACAUGAAGUCCGAAUCUAAAUCAGAGGACAUGGAAGAUCUGAAACCUGGAUCUGAAUCAGAGGAGACUGCAGAAAUCCAACUAGAAUCAGGAUCAGAAGGAUCCAGACUAGAGUUAAAACCUGGAUCUAGACCUGAUGAGAUUCAAAACCGAUGUCCCAGAUUAAGACUAAACAUGAAGUCUGGAUCCAGAUCAGAACAGCCAGUAGACCUUCAGACAAGAUCUGGAUCAGACCUGAUGCCUGAAUCUAGAUCAGAAAAGACCAAAAACCAGGAAUGUAGAUCCAGAUCAUGGAGAACCAAAGACCUCCAACCCAGAUCCAGCUCAGACCUGCUGGCAGAGGUGAGGUCAGAGGACACAAACGUAAAGCCAGGAUCCAGAUUAAACCUGAGGUCUAACUCUGCACUAGAGGAGACUAGAGACCUGCAGCCUGGAUCCAGACCAGAAGAUACCAGAGACCUGCAGCCUGGAUCCAGACCAGAAGAUACCAGAGACCUGCAGCCUGGAUCCAGACCAGUGACCAAAGAUGUCAGACUACAUCCUGCAUUAGAGGUUCAGCUCAGAUCUGGAUCAGAGGAGAACAAAGACUUUCAGUCUGGAUCCAGAUUAAUUCUAAAACCCAGUUCAGAUGUGCAGUCCGGAUCUGGAUCGGAUCUGGAGCCUGAAUCUAUAUCAGUGGAGACCAGAAACCUAAAACCUGGAUCUGGAUCAGAGGAUGUUAAACCUGGAUCCAAUGACUUCAAGGUUUGUUCCACAUCAGUCGUGAAGCCCAGAUCCAGCUCAGAUGUUCAUCCAGGACCCAAAUCUGACAUGAAGUCUGGAUUGAGAUGGGAGAACAGAGACCUGCAGUUAGGAUCAGAGGAUGGAGAGCUCAGAGAGGAGACGGACCAGAACCGACCCGCUACUGGCGACACCAGUGGGCAGACGGCAGAGCCGCAGAUCACGCUGGGAAAGGACACCUCAAGUGGAGCAGACUCCGCCCACCACAUCCUCCUGACCAAUCAGAGGCUGCUGUCUACAUUUGAACAUCUGGUAGAAGAGGUCAGAAGGUUGAUGUCCAGCAGCUGUGGAGGAGGAGGACUGACUGAAGCCCAACACACUCUGGACACACUGACUCAGGCUGCAGCCAGUGAAGCAGAGAGCCUGCAGCAGAGUCUGGAUCAGCUCAGAACCAGCAGGAAGCUAUUGCCUCUGAAGGCUCUGACGGAGAAGCUGAAGAGGGGCGGCACUAGGACUAGUCCACCUUCAGCUGGGCCAACGGGUCAGGUCCACAUGGUUCUGAAGGACCUGCAGAGUCUGAACAGCAGAAUCACCUCAAAGCUGCAGCAGCUGGAACCGCUGGUCACAUUCCUGAAGAUCACACAGCAGGUGGAGGAGGAGAUGGAGGAGCAGCAGGAGGAGGAAGAGGAGGUGAGGUUGGCCAGCAGGUCAUCAGAGAAGAAAAACAAAGUCGCCGUCUGCUGGGAGGAGAGGUUGCAGAGGCUCAUCAUCACUGCUCAGGAGCUGGGAAACGGCUGUAUCCAUGCUGUCACCAUGGUAACCACCCUGCCGCCUCUGUAAUGAUGACACCAGGUGACAUCAGGUGACAUCAUGACAUCAAGUGACUCUGUUGGGAUGAUGCUGGAUGAGAUAAAAUGAUUUUAUCGCAGCUGAUGAUAUUUUUAGUGUUAGAAAGUUUUGACAUGAUUUUACAUCGUUUUGAUUAAAUAAUGCAAAUUUACAAGCUUGUUCGACAGAAAUGAGAUGAGAUCAAACGAUAUGAUGUCAAAUGACAUGACGAGAUGAAUGAGAUGAAACGAGAUGUUCUGGAUGGGAUAAACUGAGAUGAAUGACAUGAAACGAGAUGUUCUAAAUGAGAUAAACUGAGAUGAAUGACAUUAAAUGAGAUGUUCUGAAUGAGAUAAACUGAGAUAAAUGACAUGAAAUGAGAUGUUCUGAAUGAGAUAAACUGAGAUAAAUGACAUUAAAUGAGAUGUUCUGAAUGAGAUAAACUGAGAUAAAUGACAUGAAAUGAGAUGUUCUGAAUGAGAUGAACUGAGAUGAAUGACAUUAAACGAGAUGUUCUAGAUGAGAUAAACUGAGAUGAUUGACAUGAAACGAGAUGUUCUGGAUGGGAUAAACUGAGAUGAAUGACAUUAAACGAGAUGUUCUGGAUGGGAUAAACUAAGAUGAAUGACAUGAAAUGAGAUGUUCUAGAUGGAUAAACUGAGAUGAAUGACAUUAAACGAGAUGUUCUGAAUGAGAUGAACUGAGAUGAAUGAUAUUAAACGAGAUGUUCUGAAUGAGAUGAACUGAGAUGAAUGACAUUAAACGAGAUGUUCUAGAUGGAUAAACUGAGAUGAAUGACAUUAAACGAGAUGUUCUGAAUGAGAUGAACUGAGAUGAAUGACAUUAAACGAGAUGUUCUAGAUGGAUAAACUGAGAUGAAUGACAUUAAACGAGAUGUUCUGAAUGAGAUGAACUGAGAUGAAUGACAUUAAACGAGAUGUUCUAGAUGGAUAAACUGAGAUGAAUGACAUGAAACGAAAUGUUCUAGCAGUGUUUUCCGAGAGCGACCGCGGCCCGAGGAAUCGCGGAUUACCGCUCAUCUGUCCGCAGGUUGCUGCCGAAGUCUAAUCACUUGGUCCUUGUGUCAUUUCUGACCGACCCUGAAAACUUAAUUCAAAUCCCUGAGUCUGUUUUGAGUGAUGUUGGUAACAAGGAAAUGAUUCACACACGCUGACCGUCACAUAACUCCGCCGUGGCUCUCAGCGGCGAGACCGACACGCCCCGUCUGCCCCAGUUGUCCAACCACUCCAAGACUAUAUCGCUGCAGUCUCAACCACGGAGCGCGUUGUUCGGGGUCGCGUCCCGCUCAGGCGGUGGUCGACCCUCCGGACAACACGGACAUUUCUCUCCACUCUUUGGUGGAAUAAUUAAUCUAAUUUACCUUCAUUCUUUCAGUGCUCUAACGGAUCUGGAUGCAACAGUUUCCAUCAUAGUGAUUUGUCUGGUCUGUUGUCCGCUCAUUUCAGCCGUUCUAAUAUGUUUCGUGAUUCUUUUUUUUUUAAAUUGUGUAUCAAUUGAUGAUUUUCUUUUUCUUUUUUGUAUUCCACCACAAUAUUGCACGGUUGUAAAACAGUUUAGCUCCGCUUUGGUGAAGAACAUCAUUGAAUUAAUUGUUUAUCUUCAGCAGUAAUUUUUGUUGGUAAAUCAGAGACAUUAGUAUCUCACACGUCUGCAUCUUCAAACCAUAAACAGGAAGUGAAUUCGGUGACAUACGUGCAUUAGGUUUUCGCGGGGAGCUGCUAUGAUUGGUGGAACUCACGGGAGGUGGGCCAAAAUUGCGGGAAAGUUGUGGUGAUUUGACAAAAUUGCAAGGCCGCGCAAAAUUCGCGGAGAUUGGUUGAUUUCGCACGAUCGCAACAUUUCUGUAGGGAAUUGUUUGAUUCAUGAAUGAGAAUGUCCUCAGAGAGGAAGCAGGAGAUUGGCAAGGGCCAGCAGACCAUGUUGGGCUUCCUAAAAAAACAAACAGGUGUUCACCACUUUUUUUGCUUGCAAACUAUGAUUUGACAUUACUAACAUUUACUGGAACAAAUCCCAUGAAUGUAAACAUUUCAUAGAUUUGUUCAUUACCUUUUAUGAAUGAAUGAAAUGACAGAAUACAGGAGAAAUGCUGCCCUUUUUUUUUUCAUGUCUGGACUUGGAAAAUAUUCUGGGUGCUACCCAUAUAGAUCUAAUUUAGCCUUUUUCAUUAAUGCUCUAAAUGAUUGUAAAUAUUUUGUAAGAUGAGUGAAAUGAUAAAAUACAGGAGAAGUCCUGGCCAAUUUUUUUUUCACAUCUGGACUUAGUAAAAUAUUCUGGGCAUUUUGACUUUUUAAUUUAUGUUCUGAUCUGCUGUAUAAUAAUCAAUAAUCAAUCAGAGCUAGCAGUCACUCAGCCAGCAGCAGUCUGAGUGAAUAAACAAAACAUGAUUUACUUACCAUAUAUUGAUGUUAGUUUGUUUCAUUCCCAGAGCUGCCUGGAGUGCCUAGGUUCCCAUAAGUCUAUGAUCCCGUAGUUAAGGUCUCACACAGUCAUUAAAUUAGGUUAAUUAAUAUUUUCCCAAAACCAAACAUACAGAAAGACGCACAACAUCUAUGCUAAACAUGCAGUUAUGUUACAGCAGACUACAGAGGUUUACUAAGAGACCAGACACACAUACUACUGUUGAAAGUGCAGUUUGCAUGAAAAUUGUGUACUUAAAACUCACAUUUUGAUGAAAUGUACUUAAAGCUCGUGUCCGGAGUUUGAAUCGCAGCGUCUCCCAAAACACUGUUGGUCCCUCCCUCUGAUUUCGUCCCUUUAUUUGUGCACGCGCGCAGUACAUGAGAGAAGUGCCCGGAGUGCUGCAGCAUCUCGCCUGUUUUGCUGUUUUCCACUCUUCUACAUUUAGUACAUUUAGUAAAUAAUAAAGGAAUUACGUUAGAAUGCUGUAUUGAGUCUAACUUGUCCUAAUACCAAAAUAACAUGAAUCUGCUAGGACGAACGAGUAAAGUUUCAAUAUGUGAUUACACUCGUGUAUCCCUCUGGAUGACGUUGUUUAUCAAACUUAGUGCAUUUACGCGUGUAUAUGUGUUACAUUGUUUAUUUAUUUCUAUCUAGAGUUCAGAAUUGCAUGACUCCUCUGACGAAGAGUAUGUCCCAGACGCCCCAACAUCUUCCUCCAGAGGUCGGGCAUCUAAACGAAGCCGUCAG
This is a messenger RNA of Acanthochromis polyacanthus (spiny chromis), 7762 nucleotides long. RefSeq lists its product as uncharacterized. The transcript is spliced from 14 exons. NCBI's taxonomy places the organism in Eukaryota, Metazoa, Chordata, Actinopteri, Pomacentridae. The record is from RefSeq and is a predicted model, not a curated record. The coding region runs from base 2456 to 4606 and encodes 716 amino acids.